This is a messenger RNA of Tupaia belangeri chinensis (Chinese tree shrew), 2158 nucleotides long. It is a transcript of the gene SPATA16, whose product is annotated as spermatogenesis associated 16. The transcript is spliced from 12 exons. The coding region runs from base 146 to 1969 and encodes 607 amino acids. Gene Ontology annotation, molecular function: protein binding. Gene Ontology annotation, cellular component: Golgi apparatus. Gene Ontology annotation, biological process: spermatogenesis. Lineage: Eukaryota; Metazoa; Chordata; Mammalia; Scandentia; Tupaiidae. The record is from RefSeq and is a predicted model, not a curated record.
GAAGGACGGGACUGACCCUCAAGGCGGCACUCGCUUAGGCUGGGAACACCGGCUCCUGUCCUCCGCCCCACGCGAGCUGCGUUGUUUGUGGACAGCCGCUCUGGAACCAAGAAAGCAUCUCCUGCAGGAGUUUUAGGUGGGGUCAAUGGAUUCAGGAAGCAGUAGGAGUUUGGAGAAUACAGUGAGUGGAGUCCAUCAUGAUCAGCCCGUUCCAAAGAUAAACACGAGCAAGAAAAUGUCCGGCUUAGCAAACCCAUUUAGCAUCCUGGAACCGCCACGAGAGGCGAAGAAAACCAGUGCAGACAGACAGGUAGAAGCCACCACUGAGAGAACAAAAAUGGCGAAGAGCAUCAAAGAAAGGCAAAGCAAUGAUUUAGAGAAAGUGGCCUUUAAACGGAAGGCGGAAGGUGAGGAAAAGCUGGUGGGAAAGAAGGAGGCGAGGGUCGCGGAGUUUGAGCACCCGUUCCUUGCCAUGCCUCUGCCUCACAUCCCUCUCAAGAACGUAAUGGAUGUGGAGACCAAGCUGGUCUACGUGGACGAAGAGUACGUGAGCUAUGAGUUUGUCGAGUCCCUCUCGUCCACUGGGGCUCCGCCAACGUGUCCAGCGGCUGCCACGGCCGACCCUGUGAGCGUGCCUCACGUCAGCUCUCUGCCUCAGAUUGACAAAUGGCUUCAGGUGGCGCUGAAGGACGCCAGCUCUUGCUAUCGACAGAAGAAAUACGCCGUGGCCGCAGGGCAGUUCAGAACAGCGCUUGAGCUUUGCAGCAAAGGGGCAGCUAUAGGAAAACCCUUCGAAGCAUCUGCUGAAGACAUAGCAAGUGUGGCAAGUUUCAUUGAGACAAAGCUUGUGACCUGCUACCUACGGAUGAGGAAACCCGACCUUGCACUGAAUCAUGCACACAGGAGCAUUGUCUUAAACCCAGCCUAUUUCCGAAAUCAUCUUCGCCAGGCGACAGUGUUCAGAUGUCUGGAGAGAUACUCAGAAGCUGCCCGGAGCGCCAUGAUAGCUGACUACAUGCUCUGGCUCAGUGGGGGAGGCGAGCCGUGUGUUGCCAAGCUCAUCAAACUGUAUUGGCAGGCCAUGGUUGAAGAAGCCAUCACCAGAGCCGACUCUUUCUCAGUUAUGUACACACCGUUUGCAACAAAAAUAAGAGCUGACAGAACGGAGAAAGUAAAAGAGGUCUUCACAAAAACGCACCCUGCGUAUGCGGAAUAUAUCUACACGGAUCUUCAAGGACUCCACUUGCUGCCUCAGACAGUUGACUGGUCAUCUUGUCCUCCCCAACAAUAUCUCUUGACUCUUGGGUUCAAAAACAAAGAAGAUGGGAAAUUUUUGGAAAAAUUAUCAAGUAGGAAGUUGCCAACAUUUACAGAACAUAAAACUCCCUUCAGUCUCCUGACCAGAGAAGACACGGUGAGGCACAUGGAGAUACUGGGGAAACGAAUCUUGCCAGUAUUGGAUUUUAUUAGAAGCACCCAACUAAAUGGGGGCUCCCGUGCGUGCUCAGGGGUGAUGGCGAAGCUGCAGUACGCCAGCCUGCUCAGCCAGCUGCAGAGAGUGAAGGAGCAGUCCCAGGUGACUCACCAAGCGAUGGCCGAGCUGGCCACCAUCCCCUACCUGCAGGACAUCAGUCAGCAGGAGGCAGACUUGCUGCAGUCACUAAUGGCAGAUGCUAUGGACACCCUUGAAGGAAGAAGGAACGAUAAAGAACGUGUGUGGAAUACCAUCCAAAAGGUGACCCUUCAAGCGAGCAGGAGUCAGGAGAACAGUACAGUCAAGGCCGCCGAGAUCAUAACACCGCAGAGCCCCUUCCACCAGCCACUGGGCAUCUCGGAAGUCUCACUGGUUGGCCAAAUUGAAGAUUUUCUGUACCAAUUAGAGGACAAUUUCUUAAAAACUAAAAAACUGAGAACUGCUCGAAGGCAGAAAACAAAAAUGAAGCGACUUCAAACAGUGCAGCAGAGUUAGUUGGCAGGAGCAGGCGCCACCACCAAGACAUCCUGGAGGCCAUGCUGUCGGCCCGGCCGAGUGCGACCGCCCCACCGAGGGUGACCGCCAGUACUGGAGAAACGAGGCGGGACUCCCCUCACUCAUCUUCAGCAGAGAGGCCCCCCGCUUCCUCAGUCUUAGCUGCCACCAAUAAAUGUUCUCAGUAAG